UUCAAGUAAUUCUCAACUUAAUCAAUAAGACCUUGCACAAUCAUGGUAAAGCUAAAUAUGCCUCUUCAAGUCGCUACCAUUAACACAACUUCAAAACCCACCUUUUUCUUCUCUAUAUUGAUGUCCUUCCUUCUCAUAUUCUCCUAUGGAUCCAUCACAGCAGCUGAUAACAAAAUCACAAGCAUCGGUGCAAUCAUCGAUGUCAAUUCCCAUAGUGGCAAAGAGCAAAAAACCGCCAUACAAAUAGCAGUCCAGAACUUCAACAACAAGUCAAUGGAUCACAAGCUAUCUCUCCAUUUCUCGAAUUUCUCAAACCCCGGCAAAGACCCCCUCGAGGCAGUUUAUGCUGCUGAUGAAUUGAUUAAAGAGAAUCAAGUUCAAGUGAUUUUAGGCAUGGAGACAUGGAAUGAAGCAGCUUUAGUUGCAGAAAUUGGGAACAGAGCUGAAGUACCCACUAUUUCAUUUGCAGCUUCUGCUAGUCCACCACAUUUGUCACAGCAUCGAUGGCCUUUCUUGGUACAAAUGGCUACCAACAGCUCCGAAGAAGUGAGUUGCAUUGCAGCUAUUCUUCACUCCUACAACUGGAAAUUGGCGAUAGCAAUUUAUGAAGACGAUAUGUAUGGUGGUAAUUCUGAGAUGUUAGCUCUUUUUUCUGAGGCACUUCAAACCGUUGGUGUGGAGAUUGAGCAUCGUUUGGUUUUUCCAUCAUUCUCUUCUCUUUCUGAUCAAGAAGGGUUUGUCCAUGAAGAGGUUGCAAAGUUAUUGUCCAAACAAUCAAGGGUGUUUGUGGUUCUUCAAUCAUCUGUAUCAAUGGCUACCCAUUUGUUCAAAGAAGCAAAGCAGCUAGGACUAAUGGGGCCAGAUUCAGUGUGGAUAAUUACAGACUCUGUUUCAAGUCUCUUGGAGUAUGUUAACAAUUCUGUUAUCUCCUCUAUGCAAGGUGCAAUAGGAAUCAAGACCUAUUAUUCUGAAGAUAGCAAGUCUUACCUAGACUUUAAAGGCCAAUUUCGGAGAAGUUUCCUAUCAGAUUAUCCAGAGGAGGAUGAUUCCAUGCCGGGAAUUCAUGCUCUACGGGCAUAUGAUGGUAUUACUAGCAUUGGGCACGCUGCGAAGAGAAUUGGUAAUGGGACUAGUAUUUCAAAAAUGCUGCUUGACAAUAUUUUAUCCAGCAAUUUCACUGGUUUAAGUGGUGAUAUACGUUUUCAUGAUGGGAGGCUAUCGCAUACUAUUGGAGUAAGAAUCAUAAAUGUCAUUGGAAGAAAGUAUAAGGAUAUUGGCUUUUGGUCAUCCAAGUUUGGGUUCUCAGAGAGCCUUGCUAUUGAACCAAGUGGAGAGAUAAUUAGUAGUGGUACUGGUGGUGAUAGCAUGGAAGAUUUGGGCGAUGUAGUAAAUUCACUGAAUUGGCCUGGAAACCUAAAGCGCGUUCCGAAAGGAUGGGCAAUGCCUACUGAUGCAAAGAAAAUGAAGAUUGGAGUUCCAGGUAGGACCUCUUUUGAGAAAUUUGUAAAGGUGGAAGAGACUGGCAAUCCAAAUAGCCCCUUGUUUUACUCUGGUUUCUGCAUUCAUGUUUUUGAGGAGGUGUUAAAGAUUUUGGAGCAAAGUUAUUCCCUACCUUAUGAAUUUGUGCCCUAUAAUGGCAGCUACGAUGCUUUGGUUGAUCAUGUCAUCAACGAGAGUUAUGAUGCUGUCAUUGGCGAUGUAACAAUCCUAGCCAACCGAUCAAGAUACGUGGAAUUCACUCAACCAUUCGCUGAAUCAGGCUUGUAUAUGAUAGUUCCAGUGAAGUCCGAAGCUCAGAAGGCGUGGAUGUUCCUGAAACCAUUCACGGCAGAAAUGUGGAUGGUGACUGGUGCCAUUGUGAUCUACACAAUGGUCAUAGUUUGGUUCUUGGAGCAUCAAUCCAAUCCUGAGUUUAGAGGCCCAUGGAAAGACCAGCUUGGAAUGGCAAUGUGGUUCACAUUCUCCUCACUUUUCUUUGCUCACAGGGAGAAAAUUCACAGCAACCUCACUCGCGUGGUAGUCGUCGUGUGGCUUUUUGUUGUGGUAGUCAUAAACUCAAGCUAUACUGCCAGCCUCACUUCAAUGCUCACUGUCUCCCGACUUGAGCCAAAUGUGACGGAUAUCGAGUGGCUAAGGAGGACUAAUGCCCCUGUCGGCUGCGAUGGUGAUUCAUUUGUAAAGGAUUACUUGAAGAAUGUACUUCACUUCAAAUCAGAAAACAUAAAAAACGUUAGCAAGGAAUAUGACUACCCAGGCGAGUUCAAGAGCGGGAAUAUCACAGCGGCAUUUCUUGAAAUCCCUUAUGCCAAAGUUUUCCUCAAAGAAAACUGCAACAAAUACACAGUCAGUGGACCUACCUACAGAUUUGGAGGAUUGGGUUUUGUAUUUCAAAAGGGCUCUCCUAUAGCAGCUGAUGUGUCCGAAGCCAUUCUAAGCCUAUCAGAGAAUGGCAAGCUAAGGAUAUUAGAAGAGGAUUUGUUCACUUCAUCCUUAAAUUGUACAAACACUGAAACUAAUCAAACUGAUAGCUUGAGCCUUCAGAGUUUCUGGGGUCUGUACCUUAUCUCAGGUGGCACUUCCACCCUCUGUUUUCUAUAUUUCCUCUUCCGCUUGGUAAAGAAUUAUCGACGCCAUGAAGGCAACAUGAGUACACCAGCUCAUAAUGGUGUUUGGGGCAAGACAGUUGAACUCGCGCGAUACUUUCAUAAUGGAGGAACUAGGAGGCCUGCAGGGAGAGCUCCAACCCCGCGAUUAGAUGAAUGGAGUUCUUCAAGGUGGGAGUAUGUGAGUCCUUCAGAUGCUACAGAAGAUUGUGAGUCAUCCACACCACCUGAACAAAUUGAAAUUCCUAUAGCCACUGAUUCCAGUUCAACUUAGAACAAGAAUUAAAGACGUAGUUCUAUAGAAGGAUCAAUUGUUCAUAUGCCAAUAUGUACAUGUUUACUGUAGUACAUAUUUUUGCUUUUCUACCAUACGGUCACAAAAACAAGUUUUUAUAGUUCUAAUUUAGUUAUUGUUUUAUUGAAAUGAAAAAAAUAUAUAUGCUGUCUAGUUGAACACUGACUUCAUGAUGUAAGGAAUUUAACAAUGUAAAUGAAUAGAAAAUACUUUAUUCUUUUAGACUCAAAUGUAGAAGUGAAGCAAGCAUUGAAAA
Cornus florida is the source of this 3154-nucleotide messenger RNA. Its product is annotated as glutamate receptor 2.7-like. Lineage: Eukaryota; Viridiplantae; Streptophyta; Magnoliopsida; Cornales; Cornaceae. The coding region runs from base 43 to 2877 and encodes 944 amino acids. The record is from RefSeq and is a predicted model, not a curated record. The transcript has 5 exons. Gene Ontology annotation, cellular component: plasma membrane. Gene Ontology annotation, molecular function: glutamate-gated receptor activity.